AUGGGCGGUUCUUCCCUUGCUGUUUUCGGUCUCGUCCUGAGCGCCUUCUGGGCUCCAACGGCAUUGUCGCUUCCGACAGCAGCAUCCGAGUUGGACCCUGCCUUUGGUUCUGUCGGGCCUCGCCAGAGUCUUGAUCUCGCCGCCAUCGCCCCAGAAUUGUUCAACGCGCCAUCGAGCCGAAACACAAAGGAUGCCGCAGUGGCCUCUGACCUUGCAGGCUACCUGACCAUUGUCUUCCUCGGCGCCGACCCAUACAUCUACUUUUACCUCAGCGACGGCAACAACCCAAUCGCCUUCAAGGCUCUCAACAAGGGAAACCCUAUCCUCAAGCCGACCAAGGGAACGGGUGGCGUGCGUGAUCCCGCGAUUGUCAAGGGCGGGGGUGACGAGGCUGGUCGAAAGUGGUAUAUUGUCGGCACGGACCUCAACAUCGGCAAGACGACGUGGGACGCGUCGCAGCGGACCGGCUCACGGGGCAUCUUUGUGUGGGAGAGCACCGACUUGCUGACGUGGACCAACGAGCGGCUGGUGACGGUCGAGGACCAGACGGCGGGCAUGGUGUGGGCACCCGAGGCCAUCUGGGACCCGGCCAAGAGCCAGUACAUGGUGUACUGGUCGUCCAAAUUUUACACUGCAUCCGACAACAAACACACCGGAUCGCCCACCAAUACCCGGAUCCGGUAUGCCUACACGUCCGACUUUAAGACGUUCUCGGCACCGCAGACCUACGUCGACAAGGCCCCCAGCGACACCAUUGACUUGACCGUGCUGCCCCUGUCCACGGCUUUUGGCGUGGACCUCGCCGCUGCCGCCACGAACCAGACCUUUUUGCGCUUCAUGAAGGACGAGAGCAAGAAGGGCGUGUUCAUGGACUACUCCACGACAGGGAUCAUGGGACCGUUUACUCGGCCGGGCGGUGCUGCGGCGACGAUCGAGUCUGGUGUUGAGGGCCCGGCGGCGUUCUGGGACAACACGGUGGCCGGCAAAGCACACUUGCUGCUCGACUUUUACGGCGGGGACGGCUACCGACCGUACGAGAGCACGCGUCCGGAGACCAACAACGGAUGGACGGCUAGCAGCCGCUCGGCAUUUCCCAAGAACCUGCGGCAUGGGAGCGUGCUGCCGGUGACGGCGACACAAUAUGCAGCGCUUGCUGCCCACUGGGCAUAA
Molecule: messenger RNA, 1170 nt
Organism: Sporothrix brasiliensis 5110
Lineage: Eukaryota; Fungi; Ascomycota; Sordariomycetes; Ophiostomatales; Ophiostomataceae
Exons: 2
Coding region: 1-1170 (389 amino acids)
Source: RefSeq, a predicted model, not a curated record